Cryptotermes secundus is the source of this 2310-nucleotide messenger RNA. RefSeq lists its product as uncharacterized. NCBI's taxonomy places the organism in Eukaryota, Metazoa, Arthropoda, Insecta, Blattodea, Kalotermitidae. Bases 36 to 1853 code for a protein of 605 amino acids. The record is from RefSeq and is a predicted model, not a curated record. The transcript is spliced from 12 exons.
GGGCGGGACCAGUCUCGCUCGCAGUCAGUCGGUCAAUGCAGCGAUGUCGCGCGGCACAGUGUGCUGCGGGCUGCCUACGUGCGCACAUGGCCCGGAGGAUCAGCCGGUUAGAGAGCUUCCUAAAGCGAGCCCUGCCUGGACCAGUGUUCGACGGUAUCAGAUAUUAUGAGGGGUGUGUGGUCAGGGUGGGUAAAGACGGCUUAAGCUUCAAGUACGUAGUGAUCACUGGAAGGUCGCUCCUGCUAGCUGAUCACCCGCCCCGAGAUGUCCAUGAAGUUGUACGAUUGGCAGAUGUCACUAGCAUCACAGUGGAGCACGACUUCCCCGAUUUCCUAAAGGGACCCCAAAGGGACACAUGUCAACAUAUCCGGAUGGAACACCGGAAGCACGGGCUGCGUGACUCGAGGGAGGAGACCUCAGACAGCCAGAUGCUGGUGCCCACAGAAGCCGGCUCUCCGGACGACCGCCCUAUAAGCGCGACGCCGACCCCAUUGGGUCGCCCUGAGGCUCCCGCACCGGAACCAGGUGCAGAGAACGCGCAGGCCCGCAACUCGCCAGACAUAGGGGCGCUUCUGCGGCGCGUGGAGACACAGCGUCCCCACAUCCCGAGGUCCAGGAGCUCCUUGGCGCAGUAUCCGCAGGCGCAGGUCGCAACGAGUCGCGCCCACAGCUCGCUUGACAAACCGCGCCCUCGCAGGGUGCGUGACGUGGACGCGGUACGAGGCACCCAGAAACCCGACUCUGUACAGGAGGCAGACUUCCACCUGUACGUUCUUCAGGCGGGCUCUGCCCUGCUGGACCACCUCCAGAGCGGCUGGAGGGCCAGGAUCCUGAGCUCGACUCUGGAGUUAGCCGGCUGUCAGUUGGGGGGUUCGGCGUGGGGGCACAAUGUGCAGCACCUGGACACCGUCUAUCAGCGCUACAAACGGCAACUACUGGAUCCAGACAAUUCGCCACACCGAAGUUUCGCGCUUCUGCAAGAACUGCACACGAGCCUCCAGAGACACGCGGACCUCAAGAAAAUCUUCUGGAAGGACCAGAUGCUGUACCACUUCCUGAUGCAGAGGCUGCAGCUGUCCUUCCCAGGGUCACCCCAACCCCUGGGGGGCCUCGCCACGCAGAACACUCUGUAUGCCCGGAUCGAUGAGCUGCAAGUGGCAGCAAUGCUCCUGUACAUUCUGUUGGAGGCCCUGCGAGACAGCGACAGCAUCAAUGACAAAAUCCAGAUGCUUCAGUUCAACCGAGGUGCCGUGCUCAAGAGGCUACUGACCCUGCUGGUCACCCCGCCAAGCAUCCCCAACAGGCAUCGCACAGUCUGCUGUCACAUGCUUGAGGACUUCCGUGAGUUCGGCUCUGGAGGGUGGACCAACCUUCCAGAGGCAGAGCUCAUAAAAAUGCUUGCUGAGGUGACGAAUGUCUCCACGGCCAUCUUGUAUGAACUCCUUCUGACACUACAGAACAUGAUCCAGAACAAAUCAGCACUGAAGCUGACCAAACUGCUGGAUGGGGUGGCCAUGGAAUGCCACAUGAAGCGCAGUGUCAGCCAACUUCUUGGGCUCCUGUUCCCAUCCCCUGCACACAAACUGACGCCUCUGGAAGCUGUCCUUGUAUAUCAGCACGUCUUCGUGCUCAAGUGUCUCAUGGAGAGCCUCAGCAGGGUACAGGAUUAUGUUCAGGAGCAGUUUGAGGAAGAGUUCAGAUAUUACGUUCGCUGGUCACGAGUCAGUCGCAAGUUGCCAGACAGUUACCCAAUUAAGCGACUUCUGCAACAACUUGUGGAUGGGGUGCAGCAGUUGGCAUCUAGGGGGCACACAAAUCUGAUCCCUCACAAUUCGGCUGACGACCUACAGUAAUUUACCAAAUCCAGCAGCCUGACACAAUGAUUUGUGUUAAUAUCUCUUUGCUUUUCUUAAACAAUAAUUACAGAUCGUGAGUGUAAAUGGUGAGAAGAGUGUCCAUAGCUACCUCUGUCAUGCUCACUGUGUUUCUCGCUGCUACAGCUAGAGUGGUGUGAACUGUAGACAUUCUGUCUUCAGAAACUUGUUACACUUAUUCUUCUUAAUUAUAACCAAUUUCCACUGAUUGACAAUAAACUAUUUAUUACUCUAGUCAUCUGAAUUAUGACACCAUGUAGUCUGUGUAGGUGGUUAUCAGUGCUUCAGAGAAACACGCUACCCUUGCAGGAGGAGGCAGUAUGUGACUCUGAAAUGUUGGAAUUCAUCUGUCACACUAUAUGGUGCCAUAACGCUCAAGACUAUAACACAAAUCUUCAUGAUGGUGAAAACAAAUAUAACUUAACUUGUCUGUUUA